Mercenaria mercenaria is the source of this 5050-nucleotide messenger RNA. RefSeq lists its product as uncharacterized. The record is from RefSeq and is a predicted model, not a curated record. The transcript is spliced from 21 exons. Gene Ontology annotation, molecular function: calcium ion binding. The coding region runs from base 82 to 3741 and encodes 1219 amino acids. Lineage: Eukaryota; Metazoa; Mollusca; Bivalvia; Venerida; Veneridae.
AUUUUAACAGAACCUGCCCCGACGUUCGUACCUGACAGUCUAUCGACAACACCAGUCACGAACGAAAAAUGUGUCACCUUCAUGUGCAAGUUUAAUCCUUCAACAAAAGAAGAUUUUUAUUAUCAAGUCAAGUGGCGCAUAGAGGGUAGUUCUCAAAUAACGCUGACAAAACAGUUUUUCAAAAACUCCAGUCUUGAUGGGUUGAGACUAACAGAAAGCGACUUUGAGGAUAACGAUAUCGGUUUAGGUGUUAAUAUAUCAUGUGCCUUGAGGGCUUUCAGGACACCUGAUGGACUACCAGGGACAUUGUCAACUUAUUCAAAACCUUUAUUCUUCGGUAUUGAAGUUCUCACGCCAUUAAUAAGCUUGAGAAAAGGCGAAACAAAGUCAGUAGAGCUACUGAAUUCAGUACCAAUCAUUUGUUAUACAGAGAAUAAAGUAUUCAACCAGUUUAUUCAGAGUAGCUGCAAUGUUCGACUACAGUAUUUUUCUCCGCAAUAUGGAACUUGCUCAAGUAUGCCAUCAUUCCAAGACGGAUGCGAUUCUUUUCUUACAAACAGUGAAGUAGGUCAAAUUACUCGAGUGAACAUUAGUGUGGCUGAAACAGGACAAUAUGGAGUAGCUGGACACUUCAAAAUUUACUUGUCAGUACCAGCAGUUGAUUUGGGAUAUUUGAAGCUGUGGAGGAAAGCUUACAAACUACCUGUGAUAAGUGUUGAUGUCUUACCCGAGACACAUACAGAAUGGCGCGGCUCUAUCUGCACUGCAAGAAAUGAUCCCCAUAUGUAUACUUUUGAUCAAAGAACGUAUGAGCACCAUGAAAACGGCGGGGAAUAUAUUAUGUACAGACAUAAAUUUUACACUAAUGUUGAGAUACAACACAAAGUUGCUCCGUGUACUAAUGAAAAUGAUAAAGCCAAAUGUAACUGUGGUGUAGCUGUCAGAGCUGGAAGAGAUGUAUACGUCAUUAACGUAUGUGAUAACCUCCUUGAUAUUGGACACAAACAUUGCGGUGACGAGGCUUUAACAGUAAAAAAAGACAAUGACUUUACUUAUACUAUGUAUCUUCCAUUUGGAACGGCUGUAAGGGCUAGAAUAGAUAACCAGCCAUAUAUGGGACCAGAAGGUGGGAAGGUUUUGGACAUCAGCAUCCUACCAUCGGUACAUGACAAAGGUGGUAACAGUACAGGCUUAUGUGGAACGUUAAAUAACAAAAAGGAGGAUGAUUUCCAACACAGAGAUGAAAGAAUUGGAACGCUUAAGAAUAGCACAAUUUUCAUAAAGAGUUGGAGAGUGCUGCAGAAUGAAAGUUUAUUUACUGCAAAUGUGGACAGCAUGCAAUUAGAGCCUUGGGUAUUUCCAAUGUGCACUUGUAAAGAAACUGAGAAAAGAAGUCCAAUCUCAUGCGACAGAAGUGUAUCAGACUGUACACCCGGUAUGAAAACUGGACAGCACAGUUGUGGGGAAGUGUCAUCCCGACGUUCUGUUAGAUCUUUGGCAAAGCGACCUAGGAUUCCAUUGGUGCGGCAAACACGACACUACGAAAUGCGACAUAAAAUCAUAAAAAGAACAAGUGAGACUAAAUCUUGGAACAACUCGAUGGCAACUCGUCAUUGCAGGGAGUAUUUUUCAGACUUAAAGACAUUUAAGCUAUGCAACAAAGUUCCCUCAACACAUACUAAUGUUUCAGAGCAAAACUGUGUUCUUGAUAUAUUGUUAACUAACUCUUCCGAAUGGAUUGAUAUAUCGAGACAAUCUAUGCUAGAUACCUGUCAGAGUGAAAUUCAAAGAAAUGCCAGUGUCAGACAAGAGGUAGUAGAAAAAGCCAAAAACGCAACAGCGGAGGCAGAAGCUGGCUUACAUACAGGGACUACUAUCCUUCCGCCAAUUGAAAUAAAGGAAAUCGAAGAACUAGAAAAAGCGAUUAAAACCAUCAAAGAAAUCGCAUGCUUAAAUGAUUGUUCUGGACAUGGAACUUGUUCAAAUGGCACGUGUGUGUGUAAGCAAAGAUAUGGUGCAUCAGACUGUUCUUUAGACAUAAAAAAACCACCACGUUUACAAGAGAUUCUUGACAGUGGAUUUUAUGAUGAAAAGCUUGCUGACUGCACACAUAUUUACGUAUUUGGUGAAGUCUUUGUUGGAACAAAUCUGACAUGUCGAUUAAAGAAAUUCACGAUGGCAGUGAAUAAAACACGAGUCAAUACGCAGAUAUUUCAUACCAAGGGAACAGCUGAAACAUUAGUGGAAGCGAUGUGUCCUAUCGAACACCUUAGUAUAUCUAGACGACGACGACGAUCGGACAAUAACCAGCCACCAUCUGAUUUUGUUUAUGGUUUCGAAGUAUCUGUCAGCAACGACGGAACGAGCUUUGGGAACAACACUCUAGAUGUUUAUGUUUUUGACUCCACUUGCCAGUCGUAUACCAACGGGUCUAUGGGAAUGACUUUUGACCUAAAGGACGGCUACUGUCAUAUUGAAGGUAAAUGUGUACAAAACGGGACUCUUAGUAUAAAACAGACAAUGAUAUGUGACUCAAGAGCGGCUAAGUUUAGAUGGACAAUGGUACCAACGACAACUCAGGCACCUGUUACAGCAAAUAAGGCAUCGACCUUUUCUGAAAUCACUAAGUGUGGUUGCAAUGUUAACAACACUGAUUCAUGUCUUGGCACAAUAUGCAAAUGCAAAGCUGGUUGGACUGGACUGAAAUGUGAAAAUGAUGUUAAUGAAUGCGACACUGAUCCACCUGUUUGUGACGACACGAAACAUAGUGGUUGCCAAAACUCACCGGGAAGUUACAACUGUUUUUGCCUAAGAAACUUCCGAAUAUCAGAGAAAGGAAUUUGUGAAGAGAACACAGAAACAGACCCAAAAGCAACGAUAGCUGAGAUAGAAAAGUCAGAACCAGACCAAACGGCGUUCGAAAUAGAAAUGACGAUUGAUAUAACUUUAAACAGCAUGCAUAACCUCGAUACAGCAGAAACAUACCAAACGUAUAUAAAUGAGACGAAGAAUACCUUGAAACAAUACUACCAAAAGAAACUUGGAAUUGGUCUUAAAGACGUAGUGAUAAUUUCUCUUCGGCGAGGUAGUCUUAUUGUUCAGCACGCUGUUAUCGUGAAAUCAGAGGAUUACGUCAUGAAGGCACUGUCUGUUGCCAUUGCUACGUUUUCUCAUGGUGAAAAGAUUGAACUUUUUGGGAAGACAUACAGUGUACAUAAUGUGAAAGUAGAGAACAAUAAUGUUGGAGUUGAAAGUGGCAAUUACGAGGAGUUUAUACAUUGUGAAAUCUAUACUAAUCUGCAUCCAUGUGAGGAACAUGACCAGUGUGUACUAGAAAACGGUGUUCCCAUAUGCAAAAGAAUAUCAGAAGAGGCUGAUGGCAAAGAAGGCGGUACAAACCUGAUGAUUAUUAUUUCGUCAACAGUCGGGGGUGUCUUGGUCAUUAUCAUAUUCGCACUUGUGCUCGUCAUAUGUUGUAAAAGAAAAAAAAACAAAAACAGAUUAGAAAACCACCAACACACAAGCGUACAAAAUGAAUACAACGAUGUGACUAGUAGGGAAAUGGUUCAAAUUCCUCGAGCUAAACGCUAUUCGGACGGCAAACCAGCCCAUGACAAUCCAACAUUCGAACAUGAGUCUAGAGCAAUGGCAGAUACGACACUUGAUUCUAGAUCUGCCUACAAAGAAGGGUCGUAUUGUGAAUCUAAGGAUGGCUAUGUUUAUUAUUACGGAAAGAAGUGACGAGAAAAAGAGAGGAAAGGAGACAUUAGAAUGACAUUUUCUUGACUAUUGUAUGUUUAUCUAGAUUUUGUAUUCUAUUUAUGAUUGUAUUUUACAGACAAUUUUUGUUAUGUGUUAAAACUCUUACAAUGUGCUAUUUCAUUUAUGUCGGAUUGGGCGACCUCUGGUUUCCUACAUUUGCUAUGCUAAAAAACUAUUAUAAAAGCCAUUUAAAACUUUCUUAAUCAUAUAGAAAAUAACUUACAUCCUGUUUGUUUUUGUCACAUUUAAUAAGAAGAAAGAGUAAUCUUUGUCCAGUUUAAACUUUAACCUUAUAGGAAGGAGAAAAGCAUUUGACAGGUUUGAAAGUUUCUUAUCUAUUAGACAGACACAGAAACUAUAUGUCUCAAACUAUCUUGACCAUUAACUUUAGUUUCAUUGUUCGAUUUUGAUUUUGGUUUUUAAAAGGUAAUAUUUAGAUGUGUCAUCAGUUAUUAACUUUCAUGACACAAAACGAUGUAUUAGAUAUGAAAAAAUAAUUAUAUUAAAUGAAAAUUAAGAAGAUGUUCAGUAUAUUCUAUGAUUAUGAUGGAGGAUAUUCAAGUUUUUUCUGGUGUGAUAAUAAAUGUUUAAUUUGAAUCAAAUAUUCACCGCCAGACUUAUAUGUUAUAUAAUAUUUUGUUUUACUAUGUGUAUUUAUAAUAGCACCUUGCAAAACUUCUAGUUAGAUAUAUGAGAAAUGUGUAGAAUAAGCUUAAAUAUGUGUGUUGCUUUUUACUGAAAACACCAUUAAACAUAAUACAUGUAGUUCAAUCACAAGUGUUUUCUAAUAUACUCAAUAAAUAAAUGUUUUUACUCCACAUCUGGAUUUUAGUUUUUAUCUCUGCGAACUUUUACGAUUAGAAAAAAAUUAAUGGUUAUAUCAUUAUAAUACAGUAUCACAACCGUUGCAAUCAAAAGUUAACUUAUUUAGCUGUAGAGGUUUCACUAUCUGAAUUAAAGGUAACCGUAAAUCACAGGUCAAAUAAUCAGCAAAGCCCAGAUGACAACAGUACGCUUUGCACAUAUUCAAACAGUUACAUGUUUAUAGUGUUUCUUUAACUACGUUUAGUUUAAAUAGAACAUCCGUCAAUAUUUCAAGGAUCAAGGUGGAAAUUUCAAAGCAUUUGUGUGACGUCACUAAAGCAUGAGGAAGAAUUGACCUCCGGACCGAUGUGACAGAAAAUCUAUAAUAGGGUAGACAAUAGCUAUAUCAUAAAUGUGACAGAUUAAUAAAUGAUUUUGCAGUGCCGAUAUUUAUUGCAUCCGGGUAUUUGUCACUUGUAUAGGU